GAGCCAAAAACAUUUUUUUUUCAUGCCGAUUAAUCAAAGUGUUUUAAGACGUUUCGUUCUAUUGAAAUUUAUUAAAAUAAAUAAAUCAUUUGAAACAAACCAAAUCUGAAAUUGAGCGUCUAAGGACCGAUAUCAAAUAGUUCCUAGAACAAAGAAAAUUGUACUUUUAGCCAAUCAAAAAUAAACAUUUUUGGAUUGCUCUGUCGUAGUGUGCGUUGUGUUAGAAUUGAACAUUCGAAAAGGCACUGAAGUAUGGCAUCGGGUAAAAGAAAUGCUCGUUUAAAUAAGAGUUUGUUCAAACUGAAACAAGAAAAGGGAGUUGACGUCGAUGAGGUCGAAGAAGAUCUAUCCGAUGAAGAUGAUCAGCAAUGGACCAAAGACGAGACCGUGAAGUUAAUGGCAUCGAUCAAAACACAAUUGAAGGAGCGUGACACCUAUUCAUACAUCCGACGAAUCCAACUGCUAAAUUGGGAUCAAGUGAAAAUCGGCGAAAAAUCGGUAAACGAAUGCAAACGGCGUUUGCAAUUCUUGAUAAAGAAGAUUCGUCAUGUGAGGACUCUCGGUGAGAUUUUGUCGGACGUAGAUCUAGAACGGGUGGACGUAAAGAAACCGAAGUCUGCGUAUGCCCUGUUUUGCGAGGAGAUGAAAAACGGUGACCUGGACCUGAAUGGAAAUAACUUCUUCAAAGAAGCAUCCGAACGGUUCAAGAAAUUAUCACCGGCUCGUAAAGACUUUUACGAGAAAGAAUCGAGGCGCCAGUCGCUAAUAUACAAGCAGCAAUGUCCAAAAGGCACCAGACGGAAACGGACUGAUUUGACACCAUUUAUGCUGUACGUCAAACACAAUGAAAAGUCGGAAACCGAUAAAGACAAACUGAAACGACAAUACAACACUCUGGAUGAUAGCGAAAAAUUGAUUUGGAUUCAGAAAGCGAUAACUGCAUACGAAGACGGUGACUUCGAAAAAAUCUUAAGCAAGGACGAGUACAGUUUAUUCAAAGGCGAACCCAAACAACCGAUGAACGCAUUUAAUUUCUUCAUAAAAAAACUGUCGACCGAACAGAAAGUCGACUUCAAGACAGCUGUUCAAGCGUACCGCUCUUUAAGUAAAGAAGAGAAGGAUGUCUUCAUCGAAAUGUCGAGAAAGGCAAAAAUUCAAUACAAGCAUGACCUGGCGACCUAUCUGUUCUCAUUGCCACCAGAUGAACAAGCCGCUUACUUGAAUAAACUGGAAGCACCGAAACGAACACGAGUCAAAAAAGAGAAAAUCGUCAACCCGAAAAAUGACGAUGAUGUGGACGACGACAUCGAGGACGAUGAAGAAAUUGCAUUGCAAACUAGCGUUGAUUUCGAAGAAUCAACGAUUCCUUCUAAUCAAAUAGAAGUGAUUGCCACCCAGGAUAGCCCUGAUUUCGACGAAGCGGCUGCGGCUGAUAAUACAGUAGAAGAAAUCGACGUUUUCACAAUAAAAACGGAAUUCGAUGCUACAGCCAAUAACGAUCACCAGACAUCUACGUCCAACACUUCUCUGGAAACAUCCAAAACCUCAACUAAAUCGAAGACAUCGGACAAAGCUGCAAAAUCGAAAGCAUCUGCACCUAAACCAGCUGAACAUUCGGAAGCCGAUGACUCUUUGCCGAAUAAAAGAAAUUCUCUCCAAAACGAAUGCGACGAGCAAACACCGCGUAAAUCUACCUUAUCGAAAUCAUUAUCGCAGGUCACUGAUGACGAAUCUAUAAGCAGCAACGUUUCGGAAAAGAAGAAAGAUAAGGCGCACAAGCGGAAACGUAGAGAGGAAGAAAAUGAAGACAUCAUCGAUUUUGAGAAUAAGAAAAUUAAACAAGAAGUUGUUGAGCCGACGAGAGUACCAUCGAGGCCCUACUACUACUACCUUCAAAACAUGUACACUGGAAAGAGGAAGAAAGCUAAGAAAACUUACAUUAAGUUGGACCAUGCGGAAAAGAAACGAAUCAGGAAAGAACACAAACGUCUUCACAAAGAGUACUUGGCCAAACUAGAAGAAUUUUGUUCAACCAUCACUUCCAAAAAGGAAAUGGAAAGUUUUGCUGAUAGAAUGCGGCGAGCAGAAGAAAUCGAAGCAGAGACGUCCGAUCCCGAUGAAUAAACAUUUGUUUUUCUUAUUUUACCGUUACACAUUUUCAUAUAUGUAACCCAGUUCAGAGUUAUCUAUAUUCGGAAAACAAAUGCUUUUACAAUAAAA
Bradysia coprophila is the source of this 2220-nucleotide messenger RNA. RefSeq lists its product as uncharacterized. The record is from RefSeq and is a predicted model, not a curated record. Lineage: Eukaryota; Metazoa; Arthropoda; Insecta; Diptera; Sciaridae.